GCCGCUCGGCCGCCCUCACUCCGCGCUCCGCGCCGGGCCGCGCCGGGCGAUGCCGUGCGGGCAGCCCGACAGCGGGGCCGCCGCCGCGCGGUACGUGCUGGGGGUGGACGUGGGCAGCACGGUGGUGAAGUGCCACGUCUACGACCGGUCGGCCGCCGUCAGGGGUUCCAGCCACAGGAAGGUAGAAUCACUUUAUCCUCGUCCUGGAUGGGUUGAAUUAGAUCCUGAAGUGCUAUGGAGUCAAUUUAUUGGUGUAAUAAAAGAGGCUGUACAAGCUGCAGGACUUCACAUGAGGCAAAUUGCUGGUCUUGGCAUCUCCACCCAGAGAGGAACUUUCAUCACAUGGCACAAGAGGACAGGGAAACCUUUUCAUAAUUUCAUAAGUUGGCAAGACUUAAGAAGUGCUGAACUUGUGAAUUCCUGGAAUAACUCCCUUCUGCUGAAGGUAAUCCAUGUUAUUUUUACAGUGCUUCAUUUCUUGACUGGGAAUGAUCGAUUUUUGGCACCCAGUUUUCUUACUUUUUCAACACAUCAAGCUUCUAUGAAAUUGUCAUGGGUCUUUAAAAACAUACAUGAGGCUGAAGAAGCUGCCAGAAAAAACAACUGCUGCUUUGGAACGGUUGACACGUGGUUACUGUAUAGAUUGACUAAAGGUUCUGUGUAUGCUACAGAUUACUCAAAUGCCAGUUCCACAGGCAUUUUUGAGCCCUUUACGAAAUGUUGGAAUCCCACUUUGUGUAAUCUACUUUCUAUUCCAGUGUCUAUUUAUCCACCAGUGAGAGACACAAGCUUCAACUUCGGAUCAACUGACUCUGAAAUAUUUGGGGUACCUAUUCCAAUAAUGGCAGUGGUAGCUGAUCAGCAGUCAGCCAUGUUUGGAGAAUGCUGCUUUCACCCAGGAGAUGUUAAACUGACAAUGGGAACAGGUGGCUUCUGGAAUGUCAAUACUGGAGAGCAUCUCUUUGCAGCACGGGGAAGUCUUUAUCCACUGAUCGGUUGGAAGAUUGGGGAAGAAGUUGUUUAUUUAACUGAAGGCUCCAUAUCAGACGUUGGCACUGCCAUAAAAUGGGCUCUGGAUAUAGAACUUUUCACCAAUGUAGAUGAAACAGCAGAAAUGGCACAGAGUACCGCUGAUUCUCAAGGUGUUUGUUUCAUUCCAGGGUUGCAGGUUUCUGGGGAUGACCCAUAUUUAUGUGCCUCUUUUAUGGGGCUGAAACCUUCCACUAACAGGAACCACCUUGUUCGAGCUAUAUUGGAAUCUAUAGCUUUCAGGAACAAACUGCUUUAUGAUAUCAUUGUGAGAAAGGUGCACAUUCCUCUUCGAACUAUUCGAGCUGAUGGAGGUGUCAGUAAUAAUAGUUUUGUCAUGCAGAUGACAUCAGAUUUAAUUAAUAAGAAAAUAGAAAAACCUGCAAACACAGAAAUGUCUAGUCUUGGUGCAGCUUUUCUAGCAGGCCUUGCUUCAGGAUUUUGGACAGACAAAAAACAACUGAAGAAGCUGAGGCAAGUAGAAGCAGUGUUUGAGCCCCAAAAGGAUUCAGAGGAAUACAGACCUGCUAUGGAUGCAUGGCUGCAAGCAAUGAAACACUCACCACACCGGUAGAAAUUUGUAUUUUAAUUUUAGAAGAAUUAAGGCAGUUUAAUCAUAUUUUAUAACAUCUUGACAUGAACAGGACAGUAAAAAACCAUAACUGAAAUUUGUGAUGGUGUAUUAUAAGUCGUGUGGUAUUUCAGUUCCCCCCCUGCUGCUGGAUUAUUUACCAUACUGUACUGAACCGUCCCAUCAUCCCUGUGGCAGCUGUGGUCCAGCUGCAGCAUUUGUGUCCCUUCAGUGACCUCCUUUGGGUGGCCCAGCUGCUCAAAUCCUACCAUGUACUGCCCAUGGGCUGUUCCAACUGGGAUGGGUUUUUCACUGAGCAGCUCCCCUCCCUUCAGAUCUUUAAAAUCUUGCUUGUGUUCAUCAUCCAGGAAGGCUAAAAGGCACAUUGACUCCCCUAGGCAUUGCUAAGAAACAACAUGAUUGUUGGGGCUGGGUUGUGAGGAAUUCAAUUGUGUACAAAGACAUUGUUUGGCAGUAGCCUGUUACCACCUUUUGGUUGACACUGGGCGCUGUGAUCACAUUUUUUGUGCACUAGAUCAAGAUGAAAUACAAAAGCAAAUAGGCUUUUAACACUCCAUUUAAAAAAUCCAGGAUUUUUGUAGCUGAUACUUUGUAGCUAGCUUGUAGCUCAAUUUUUAAAAAUUUUAUAAAGACCAAAAGUGAUUUUAUCUGGAGUGGCCAGCACAGAUACAUUAAAACUAGUUCCAGGUAUUCUAACUGGUAAAUAUCUGUACUGUUAGUAUCUUCAAGGCCAUUUUUAAAUCCUAUUAUUAAUAGCUAAAAGGGAGUAAAAAGUCUAUUUUUGAAGCUAUAAAUUACUUUUGUAUUUUUUAAACAAAUAAAAUAUAAUUAAAGAAAUGUGUAGUUAAUUAUUCUUAUAUAAUUGCUUAUUUCUAAUACUAAAUUAUUGUAAUUUUCUCAGGGUUAUGUGUAAAUCAGCUUCCAAAAUGUAAAAUGAUUAAACAUUUUAAUUUCAGAUAAUAUCAAGCUCAAGCUGUGCGUGAUUUGUAUUCCAUAGACACUGGAGAUAAGAAAUGUUUACAGAUUUAACAUCAUUGAAACAGGGCUGAAGAACUAUAAUUCAUUUUCUUGUGCUGGUACACAGAAGGUCAAAUCAGACACCAUUUCCUUAGUUUCCUUCAACCAUGUACCCUGAGUUGGAGCAUCUCCUCUAGCUGUGUUCAGCCUCCAUCUCAUUUACUUGUCAGCCUUAGCUUAACGUGCCAUUUUUCUUGUUCUUCUGUUACAUUCUGCCCUUCAACCUGUGCUACAUCUUGGCAAUUUUCUUUUCUCUGGGUAUCUUUCCAAUUCUCCUUAACCUUCUCUAAUGUGAAUCCUUGAAUGAAGCACAGAAGCAAGUGUGUCUGCUGAUUUCUAGUAAUAUGCCAGGCUGUAGUGCCAAGACUCCAGCAUUAAGUCCCUCAAAGUGAUUCCCUCCACUCCUCCUCCUGCUGUAAGGUAAGAUUCUGCAGUUACAGGAUAUGUAAAACAAUUGUUUUGCUUUAACACCUCUAUUCAGCUUGGGAUUUUGCUCUGCCAUCACAAAGUCACUGCUAAAGAAAAUGCUCAUUAGCAAGAAGGUUCUCUCUCCAAGGCCAAGAAGGAAGGCUUUAAGUCUGGCUCUCCCGGCAGAAGUUUGUGCCUCAGUCACUGCUAUUCUACAUUUUGUUCUUACUUCUCAGGGAGUUUAGUUUCAUCAACAUCUGCCUUUGAUCACCUACUGCCCUUUUGUGGAAGGCUCCUUGACUUAGGUUCUCCUGAUAGCCUGGAGGUUUAGCUGGGCUGAGCAGGCAGUGCUGCAGUGUCCCAGACAGCUCUGACAGGAGCUGAACCUGAUCCUGUUCAGAUCACUCUGCUGGAGGCAGCUCUGCACCAUGUGCCUGAUGCUUCACCUUCAUGUGGUGGUGGUUUUCACCCUGGACAUGGCACAGCUAGAGAGAGAAGAUACCCAACACAUGAUAUAUUCCGCUAGCUCCAGGUGGUAUCCUAGAGGACACACUCUGGAUAAACAUUUUACCACUGUCACUGUUUCAUUUGGAGCAGGAAUUUAAGCUGUUUUCCUUUCACUAGCCUCAAAUUUACAGGAGAGAAACUUCACUACAAAUUAAGGAUGUGGAAAGGCCUUGGUGUAUUUACCAGUUGAACUUUUCAAAUGGCCUGCAGAGCUGUGAGUUCUGUUGUGGAGAGGUUCAAAGUAGGGAGGAAAGCUUUGAAACAGAGGGGUGUCUGGAAGCCUCCCAUGAUGGACCACCCUUUGGAGAUCAGAGCAUUUGCCACUGCUUGUGACAUGAAGUUGCCCAAGGACUGAGCAGACAAACUGACAUUUUGAAGAAAUUUGAUUACUGAUCAAAGUCUUUUGCUUAUCUUUUACAAGAAAAAUUGAGUUAUCUUCCCAGGAAGUCCUUAAUGUGAUGUUAUCUAAAAGUGGUACCGAUUAAUUGAUGGAUUUGUAAUAAGCUUUGGAUAUAUUUUUACAGGUGCUGUGCUG
Zonotrichia leucophrys gambelii is the source of this 4088-nucleotide messenger RNA. RefSeq names its product glycerol kinase 5 (gene GK5). The record is from RefSeq and is a predicted model, not a curated record. Gene Ontology annotation, biological process: triglyceride metabolic process; phosphorylation; glycerol metabolic process. NCBI's taxonomy places the organism in Eukaryota, Metazoa, Chordata, Aves, Passeriformes, Passerellidae. The coding region runs from base 50 to 1603 and encodes 517 amino acids. The transcript is spliced from 16 exons. Gene Ontology annotation, molecular function: phosphotransferase activity, alcohol group as acceptor; kinase activity. Gene Ontology annotation, cellular component: mitochondrion.